AUGACCAUAACUCCACUAUCAAACACUCAAGUGACCACUCGACAGAUUCCCGAGUGGUACCAUAUACCGAACACUUCGAUCCAAUCCAAGCCGUUGAUGAUAUACCAUGGAGCCUUCAAUGCCACAUCUACGGAGCUCGAGGAGCACCUGAAAGCAGUAGGCGAGGUUGUUCCUCAAUGGGUAUAUAGCAUGUACAGCCAAACCCACUUCCACUCCACAACGCAUGAGGUGCUGGGGAUCGUUUCAGGGAGCGCGCGUCUUUGCUUUGGAGGUGAGGAGAACCCCGAGCGAUUUGAGCCGACGGUCCAGCGUGGUGAUUUGAUCAUUGUGCCUGCGGGGGAGGACCUGCAAGGGAACCAGGAGGAGUUCCAAAUGGUCGGCGCAUAUCCACAUGGCAAACACUGGGAUAUGUGUUAUGGGAAGCCAGAAGAGAAAGCAAAGGCGCAGAGAAUCAAGGAUGUGGCUUGGUUCCGUCAAGAUCCGUUGUAUGGCGUUGAUGGUCCUGCUUUGCACGUCUAG
Molecule: messenger RNA, 519 nt
Organism: Penicillium verrucosum
Lineage: Eukaryota; Fungi; Ascomycota; Eurotiomycetes; Eurotiales; Aspergillaceae
Product: cupin domain-containing protein
Exons: 2
Coding region: 1-519 (172 amino acids)
Source: RefSeq, a predicted model, not a curated record